Molecule: messenger RNA, 2140 nt
Organism: Vanessa tameamea
Lineage: Eukaryota; Metazoa; Arthropoda; Insecta; Lepidoptera; Nymphalidae
Product: sperm-associated antigen 6-like
Exons: 14
Coding region: 525-2093 (522 amino acids)
Biological process (GO): cilium movement
Cellular component (GO): microtubule cytoskeleton
Molecular function (GO): microtubule binding
Source: RefSeq, a predicted model, not a curated record
UUUUAUAGUCACACUGCAUCCAGCUCGAUAUUUUUUUGAAUUUCAAUAAAAUCUUUAAUGACGAGGACCGAAGUGCAUUGUAACUACAGUUAAGAUUUUUUAUUUUAUUAAAAUGAAUAAGUAUGUAAGCGGUCGAGAACGGAGACCGCGGUCGCGACAAGUUGUGUACUCGUGUGUGAGUGAACUUUGCCAGGUAAGCAGCGGCGACGCGCGACGUGGUUCACAAUGGGUUUCAAUGUGUGCGGUCCAGGUAUCUCAGCCUGCGUGUGUGGAGGGCGACGUGAUGUCGAACGUCACAUGGCCUUCACGGGUGCUUGACUGCUUGCACGACUUGCGCCCGCGCAGUGCGCACUACCGAGUUACGACUUACAAGUUACCGAUAGACUUAAGACUACUGAAAUAAAAAUAUUACAUUGCGUUCAUAGCAUACCUACUGUCUGAGCCAAGCUAAUUGCAUUAUUUUUGCGGGGAUUACCUACGUUAUGUAAUUGUGCAUAAUAUAGAUUCAUAAAUUUUGCAUAAAAAUGUGUAGAUUAUUCGAAACAUAUCAGAAAGCUCGGCUAGUCUUUGUACAGACAAUGGCUGAUUUGGCGACUCGAGCAACCAAUGUAAAGUGUCUUGAAAGCGCUGGAGUAUUAGAUUUGCUGCGUCCUUUGCUCUCCGACGGAUGCAGCACAGUACGGCAAUGUGCGGUGAUGGCAACGGCGCGACUUGCUGAACAUGACGAGAGUGUAGCGCAACAAUUGCUUAGUAGCGGCAUGCUCACUAUAACAAUUGAAAAUCUAAACAAUUUUAACGUUUAUUACAAACGAUCAGCGCUGUACUUAAUAAGGGCCAUUGCUAAGCAUAAUGAGGACUUAGCUUCAACUAUUGUAAGACUAGGUGCCUUGGAGCAUAUUGUCUCGUGCUUAGAAGAUUUCGAUACGCAGGUAAAAGAAAAUGCGGCUUGGGCUUUGGGAUACAUAGGAAAGCAUAACGAACAUCUGGCAGGACUGGUUGUAGAUGCUGGAACGUUGCCAUUAUUAGUGUUAGCAUUUCAAGAACCCGAAAUGAGUUUAAAACAGAUCGUCGCUGGUGCUUUAGUAGAUUUAGCACAACACAAACCAGAAGCCGUUGUGGAUGCAGGUGCAAUUUGUCACUUAGUACGUGGAUUAGAUAAUCAAGAUCCUAAAUUAAAGCGCAGCACACUUUGCGCGCUGGGGGCUGUUGCGGGUGCGCGGGCGGCUCUAGGCGAGGCGGUGGUGGCGGGAGGUGCGCUUCCCCCCGCGCUGCUGCACGCUGGACACGACACGGCGCCAGUGCGUCGCGCUGCUGCUUGCUUGCUGCGCGACAUCGUCAAACAUUCUGUUGACUUAGCACAAUUGGUGGUAAACACUGGUGGUUGUGGUCCCCUCGUGGAAUUAUUAUCAGAAAGCACGGGAGGUACACGCGUACCUGCCUGCAUGGCCCUUGGUUAUAUAGCUGGCCAAUCUGAUCAAUUAGCAAUGGCUGUUAUUGAAGCCAAGGCAGUGGUUGUACUAGUGGAAAUCUUGCAAAACAAUGGAGAUGACGCUGACUUGUGUGCUGCUGCAUGGACUCUUGGUCACAUUGCAAAACAUUCCCCACAACACAGUCUUGCUAUUGCUGUUGCUAAUGCCCUACCAAGAUUGUUACAAUUAUAUACAAAUCCAAAGUCAUCAGGGGAGGUAAAAGCACGUUCUUUAUGUGCUCUCAAACAAUCUCUACAAUGUUGUUUACAUCGACCAGCCUUAGAACCACUACUUCAUGCAGCACCUGCCUGUGUACUAAAAUAUGUGUUGGCUCAAUAUGCUAAGAUACUUCCUAAUGAUGCACGAGCUCGAAGACUAUUCGUUACAACAGGAGCCUUGAAAAGAGUUCAAGAAAUUGAUACUGUCCCUGGAACCUCUCUUAAAGAAUAUAUUAAUAUAAUUAACAGCUGUUUUCCUGAAGAAAUCGUUCGGUACUAUACUCCAGGCUACUCUGAUUCACUGCUAGACAGAGUAGAGGCUUAUACUCCUCAGAUUCCAGAACUAUUUACAGAUAGGGUACCAAGCGACUGUCAGAGCGAAUUGACACUCGAAAAUGGCAAUUAAAUACUUUUAUAGAUAUUAUUUUAUUGAAUAAAUAUGAUUUAACAGAA